AUGGAUCCUCCUGUGACAGAUCUUGAGACAAUCGAAGAUCAGAAAGAAGGAGGACCUUCUUUUCACUGUCAUCUUUACGAUACAGAAGUAGUUCACAAGUUAGCUCAGUUUUUUCUCCCUGGUUUAGCCACUGCUUGUGUCGAUAACACCACCGGUGAUAUCUUCAGGAGUCCAGGUUCUGUCGCUGCUGACAUUAGAAAAGAAAUGAUCGAUUAUCUGACUCGUAGAAGCGAAAGCUUUGUGGCUGAACACAUUGUUCUUCAAGGUGGUUCUGAGAUUGAAGCUUCUCAUGAUCCUUAUGACAUAGUAUCUGAUUUCAUCGAUGAUUUCGCUACCUCCAAGAGGAACUUGUUUAGUCGGGUUUCGGGUUGGAUGCUUAGCGAAAGGAGAGAAGAUAACAUUGAUGAUUUCGCGCAGGAGAUGGAGAUAAGCGGGUUCUGGUUGACGGAUCAUAGAGAAGGAAUUGCUCAGACCUUGCUUAAAAACGUCGAUUUUAAAAACAGUUCUCAUUGCGAAAUGAAGUUCCAAACCGAAGGAGAGCUCGCCGCUCACGUUUUGAAUUGCGGGUAUAGGACGAUGAACUGUGAGAACGAGGGUUGCACUGCGGUCUUCUGCGCGAAUCAGUUGGAGCAUCACGAUUCGGUUUGCCCGUUCAAGAUAAUUCCGUGUGAACAGAACUGCUCAGAGAGUAUCAUGAGACGUGAAAUGGAUAGGCAUUGUAUAACCGCGUGUCCUAUGAAACUUGUGAACUGUCCAUUUCACGCUGUUGGUUGUCUCUCUGAUGUACACCAAUGUGAGAUCCAACAACAUCAUACGGAUAAUGUAAGCUCUCACUUGAUGUACAUUCUCCGGAUUAUCUACAAGGAAGCAUCUNCGGAUGAUCUCAAACCCCGGGCUGAACAGAUACAACAGUUGUCUACUCGGUUAUCUGAAGCCCGGAAUGCAAGAGCACUAACGAAUAUAGUCAAGGAAAUUGAUGCAAAGCUGGGGCGUCUAGAAAUCAAACCAAAGAAUGUUGCUGACUCGGAGUCCGAUAAACCUGAAAAUACAGAAAAGAAAGCUUUAGAAGAAGCUGAGAUCAAAGAAAAACCGGAGACGAGUAACUUAAAAGCUGGUUCAUUGGAGCAAACCACGAGGGAAGCUCCAGAAGAUGAAGCGGUUUCAAAAGAAGCAGAGGUUCUAGUAGAUGAUGCAAUGGUGGCAGAAGCUGUAGAGAAAGUUUCAGAAGCCGAAAUAGCAGAGAAUGUUAACGAAGUAGGCGAAUUAAAAGCUCAAAAGCUUUUGGAAAUCGGCGAGUUUAUCAAAGAAGGAGACAACAACAACAACUCUGCAAAUGAUUUGUCAGAGAGAACUGAAACCAAAGCUCCAGAAGUUGUAGUCAUGGAUGAAAAUAGAGAAGAAAAAGAGAGUGGAGAGACAAAACACUCAAGAACAAAUGAAACCAGAGGUUUAGAGAUUGAAGUCAAUGACAUGAUUGAUAAAGAGAACAGAGAGACAACUGAAACCGAAAACAAAACCGAAGCUUCAUCAAGAAUAGUCAUGGACAAGGAGGAGGAGGAUGAAGAAGGAACAGAGACAAUGAAAUCAACUGCUCGUGCUACUGAUGAAGCUGAAGCAUUGUCAAAGAGCAAAGAAGGCUUUUCUAUAGCACAAACUGAAACUGUUGGUGCUGCUGGGACAGAUCCAGUUCUGGAUAAAAUUGCGCGUUUCCAAAAUGCUUGCUGGAGAUUUCUUAGGCCCCAUACAAUCCGUGGAACAGCUUUAGGAUCCACUGCCUUGGUGGCAAGAGCUUUGAUAGAGAACACUCAUCUGAUAAAAUGGAGUCUUGUACUCAAGGCACUUUCAGGUCUUCUUGCUCUUAUAUGUGGGAAUGGUUAUAUAGUUGGCAUCAAUCAGAUCUACGACAUUGGAAUUGACAAAGUGAACAAGCCAUACUUGCCAAUAGCAGCAGGAGAUCUCUCAGUGCAAUCUGCCUGGUUGCUGGUUAUAUUUUUUGCAAUUGCAGGGCUGUUAGUUGUCGGAUUCAACUUUGGUCCAUUCAUUACAUGCCUGUACACUCUUGGCCUUUUUCUCGGAACCAUCUAUUCUGUUCCACCAUUUAGAAUGAAAAGAUAUCCAGUUGCAGCAUUUCUUAUUAUCGCCACGGUACGAGGUUUCCUUCUUAAUUUUGGUGUGUACCAUGCUACAAGAGCUGCUCUUGGACUUUCUUUUCAGUGGAGUGCACCUGUGGCUUUCAUCACGUCUUUUGUGACACUGUUUGCACUAGUCAUUGCUAUUACAAAGGAUCUUCCUGAUGUUGAAGGAGAUCGCAAGUUCCAAAUAUCAACUCUAGCAACAAAGCUUGGAGUGAGGAACAUUGCAUUCCUCGGUUCUGGACUUCUGCUAGUGAACUAUAUUUCUGCCAUGUCACUAGCUUUCUACAUGCCUCAGGUUUUCAGAGGUAGCUUGAUGAUUCCUGCACAUAUGAUCUUGGCUUCAUGCUUGAUUUUCCAGACGUGGGUACUAGAAAAAGCAAACUACACAAAGGAAGCUAUCGCAGAAUAUUAUCGGUUUAUAUGGAAUCUCUUCUACGCAGAGUAUCUGUUAUUCCCCUUCUUCUAG
Arabis nemorensis is the source of this 2601-nucleotide messenger RNA. Lineage: Eukaryota; Viridiplantae; Streptophyta; Magnoliopsida; Brassicales; Brassicaceae. The record is from the annotation of a GenBank genome assembly.